Messenger RNA from Papilio machaon (common yellow swallowtail), 1258 nucleotides. RefSeq lists its product as uncharacterized. The record is from RefSeq and is a predicted model, not a curated record. Lineage: Eukaryota; Metazoa; Arthropoda; Insecta; Lepidoptera; Papilionidae. The transcript is spliced from 8 exons. The coding region runs from base 1 to 1170 and encodes 389 amino acids.
AUGAGGCGUGCGCGGAGUGUCACCGGGCCCUUGCGGCGCGCCCACCCCGCCUCUGGGGCCACCUGGAACGUCCAGGUGGUUCGCGGCAAGAUGAGCUCGCAGUGCCUGUGGCACGCGUGCCGCGCGCUCUCCGCUGGACUGCUGCUUAUGCUACUCGGCUCCGCCAUGGCGGUCAUAGGUUACUACGCAGACACAUUGUCCGUGGCACAAGAAAUACGCGGCAACGCAACAGUGUCGGUCAAAGAUGAGGCCAGAGGGUUUCAUCUUAACAACCUUUCAUAUGCAGGGCCUAUUGUCAUGGGAUUUGGAGGUUUCAUAGUGGUGGCAGCUUGUGUGAUGACAUUCGAGGCGCGGGAUAGCGCGGCCAAGGUGACGCCGGCUCGGCCGCAGACCCUGCCCCGACCGCUACCCCGGCGCGGCCCGCCCUGCGCGGCUGGCGCGCCCGCCCGCCUCGACCAACUAGGUGUAUACCGCCUGCCACACGCGCUGCCACUGCCACUACCACUGCCACACGCUGUGCCACUACCACCCAUACACAGAAAGCGGCCUGCACAUCUCUGCUCCAGAGGGGGCGAGAAGGCGCGCGAGCGAGCGCGCUUCGGGUCGGCGCCGGACUUGCGAGGUGGAGGCGCGCGCCCGCUACUGCCGGUGAGUGCGCUACGCCGCCCGCUACGCCGCUACGCGCUUUCUGUAGACGAACCGCCGCAAUCUGCCGUCAGUGCAAGCGCGGCGGAGUCUGAGUGCGGGUCGCAAUCGUCGCUGGCGCUGGACUUGCAUGGCAGCGGUGCAUGCGCAGGCGUCACGCUACGCGUCUGUGACAACACACGCCGCCGCCCUCUCGCCCGCCAGCAGCGCCUACGGGAAGACACGUUGUUUCCGUUAUCUCGUGAAAAUAUCAGCAAUGUUAAUUGUAUAGAAGAAUCGACCCCAAGAAUAGCAGAAGAUGAAAUUCCUGACGCAGUUGAAAUGGUGCACUUAUCAGUGGAUCGAGAGAUGCGGUCCUCCAGUGCGCCCCCGCCAUGCGUCAGCACACCCCUGCCUCCCGCGACGCCAUUGGACUCUGUACAAAUGUUCCCAUUGCCGUCCGCCCAAACUUGUAUACAAAUCGACGAAACUGAAGAUACGUUACCUGUAAAACAACAAGAUCAAAAUAUAACAUCCGACACAUAAACAAAAAUCAUACACUUACAUGUUUGAUAUUUGCAAAUACGAUUUACUCCGAACGAAAUAUUUGUAUCUUCUCAAUUUUGAUGACCAC